Molecule: messenger RNA, 2467 nt
Organism: Prosopis cineraria
Lineage: Eukaryota; Viridiplantae; Streptophyta; Magnoliopsida; Fabales; Fabaceae
Product: sodium/hydrogen exchanger 2
Exons: 15
Coding region: 629-2278 (549 amino acids)
Biological process (GO): proton transmembrane transport; regulation of pH; sodium ion transport
Cellular component (GO): membrane
Molecular function (GO): sodium:proton antiporter activity
Source: RefSeq, a predicted model, not a curated record
GACAAACGUCCAGAUCAACGGAAAUGAUCCAUGACUGUUCGCUUUCUCAUCUGUCUUCGUCCCUGCCCUGCACCUCACGGUUUUCUCACUUCGUUCUCCCAACUAUUGUUAUCCUUUAUAACUAUUGCCGUCUAUUAUAUCUCUAUUAUUUCCAGAGAUUUCAACAUCCAAGCCCUCCUAAUUUAUUUGAUACACAAGUAUCUUGUAGAAAAGGAAGACAUCGUUUGUUCUUUAAUUUUCUGACCGCCUCCUUUGUGCUUCACGUUCAAUCUUAAGCGGACGCUGUUCCUUUCUGUCCCUCUCCGUCCGUCACCGGAGUUUGCGUUCUUUGAAUCGCGCAAGAUAGGCAGAGACUCAUCCGUUAGCUUUCUCUGUCCCAAUUCUGUUGACUUCGGCUUCAUUGUUUCCGGAAACAAAAUGAAGAAAUUCCAAGGUUUUUUGAGAUGUCCUUCUUUUACAUGCCAGCAGGAGCCCGUUUGAGACUCUCUGGUUAUUAAGAUCGGAAGGUUCUUUAUAUGUAACCACUUGGAGACAGAAAUUUCUGAAAGUGAUUUUGAAUUUAGUAACUAAACCAUAAGCGUGUUCAUAAUCUCUGGUUCUGUAAUUGGUUGUUCUAGAGGCCAACAAAAUGGCCUAUGAUUUGAGUUCUGUACUCUCGAAGUUGCAAAUGCUAUCCACGUCUGAUCAUGCCUCGGUCGUCUCCAUGAACCUAUUUGUAGCACUGCUUUGUGCUUGCAUUGUGAUUGGACAUCUUCUUGAGGAGAACCGGUGGAUGAAUGAGUCCAUCACUGCCCUAUUAAUUGGUCUUUGCACUGGUGUAGUAAUUUUGCUGAUUAGUGGUGGCAAAAGCUCACAUCUUCUUGUUUUCAGUGAAGAUCUUUUCUUUAUAUACAUUCUGCCACCUAUUAUAUUCAAUGCCGGGUUUCAGGUGAAAAAGAAGCAGUUCUUUAAAAACUUCAUCACCAUUGUGUUGUUUGGUGCUGUUGGUACAUUAAUAUCAUGUAGCAUCAUAACUUUGGGUGUUACGGAAGCUUUUAAAUGGUUGAAUAUUGGCUCAAUGGAUGUAGGGGAAUAUCUUGCAAUUGGUGCAAUAUUUGCUGCUACAGAUUCUGUGUGCACAUUGCAGGUGCUAAAUCAGGAUGAGACUCCUUUACUCUAUAGUCUUGUAUUUGGGGAGGGAGUUGUUAAUGAUGCUACAUCUGUGGUACUUUUCAAUGCAAUCCAUAGCUUUGACCUCAACAAUAUUGACCUCAGAACUGCACUGCGGUUUUUUGGCAACUUCUUGUAUCUCUUUGCUGCGAGCACCAUGCUUGGGGUUUUGGCAGGUCUACUUAGUGCAUACAUCAUCAAAAAGCUGUAUAUUGGAAGGCACUCAACAGAUCGUGAGGUGGCUCUUAUGAUGCUAAUGGCAUACCUUUCAUACAUGCUUGCUGAAUUAUGCUAUCUGAGUGGCAUCCUCACUGUAUUCUUUUGUGGAAUUGUGAUGUCACAUUAUACCUGGCAUAAUGUUACUGAAAGCUCGAGAGUCACUACAAAGCAUGCUUUUGCAACAUUGUCAUUUGUUGCUGAGACUUUCUUAUUUCUUUAUGUUGGUAUGGACGCCUUGGACAUCGAAAAGUGGAGAUUUGUCAGUGAUAGCCCUGGCACAUCAGUAGCAGUUAGCUCAAUAUUGCUGGGUCUAGUACUUGCUGGGAGAGCAGCUUUUGUUUUUCCCUUAUCCUUCUUAUCGAAUUUGGCUAAAAAGUCACCAAAUGAGAAAAUUUCCAUCCGGCAGCAAGUGAUCGUUUGGUGGGCCGGUCUUAUGAGGGGUGCUGUUUCAAUGGCACUUGCCUAUAAUCAGUUCACGAUGUCAGGUCAUACUCAACAGCGGUCCAAUGCAAUCAUGAUCACCAGCACCAUUACUGUUGUGCUUUUCAGCACUGGGGUGUUCGGUUUGAUGACUAAGCCACUCAUAAGGCUUUUGCUGCCUCAUCCCAAACACAAGGUCAGUGUGACUGGGGCAGAUUCAUCUACUCCAAAAUCUGUAACUACGCCAUUGCUUGGUGCCGCCCAAGAUUCUGAAGCUGAUCUUGGUGGCCAUAUUCAUCGUCCAGGCAGCAUUCGUGCACUAUUAGCCACUCCAACACACACUGUUCAUCAUUACUGGCGUAAGUUUGAUGAUGCAUUCAUGCGUCCAGUAUUUGGCGGGAGGGGUUUUGUUCCUGUAGAUCCUGGUUCACCUACUGAAAGCAAGGGUCAUUAUCAGUGGCAUGGGGAAGAGAACCAAAGAAACAUCUAAAACGUGAGGCUCUGUAAAUUCUGUGGAGUUCAAGCACUGAACCUCGUAUAGGAACUUUGGUGUGAAUACCUAGGGAUAGGGGACCGUAGUCCUCUCUGAAUCUCCCUUUUUAAACUGAACUGAUAUUUAGUUCACUGUUUUCACAAUUUAUUAUCAUAAAUUAGCGAAAUUUGCAGUUUGUGCACGCUA